GUAAAAAGUGACCCGGUGUUGCAGCUGGGAGCCCGGGGACCAUGGAUUUGCCGAGGUCCCCUCCGACGAGGAAGAGCUCGAUAUGGAACUCGAGUUUAGCUGUUUUCAUUUUGACACUAGUCCUGUGGCAAUCGUCGGGGAUCCGGGCAGCUGAUCCAGUAGAUGUUUUACAAGUGUUGCAGUUUAACAGGUUACCUGAAGGAGUGAGGACGACCACAGGCUUCUGCCCCAAAAGGAAAUCCGUCUCCAGUGCAGAUGUGGCUUACAGAAUAUCCAAAAAGGCUCAAAUCAGCGCUCCCACCAAACAGCUCUUCCCAGGAGGUACUCGAUUCCCCGAAGACUUCUCCAUCAUGACACUGGUGAAACCGAAGGCUGGAAACCAAGCUUUCCUGCUGUCCAUCUACAGUGAGCAAGGCAUGCAGCAGGUGGGAGUGGAGAUAGGCCGUUCACCCGUCUUCCUGUACGAGGACCACAGUGGGAAGCCUGCACCCGAGGACUACCCCAUCUUUGGAGGCAUCAAUCUCUCAGAUGGAAAGUUAGUAGAUAGGGCUGCUCCUCGCUCUCACGCACACUCUCACUCUGUCUCUCUCCCUCAGGGUGAUAUCCAACAGCUGCUGAUAUCUUCGGACCCCCGGGCGGCCUAUGACUAUUGCCAGCACUACAGCCCAGACUGCGGCACCCCGCUCCCGGAUUACCCCCAGAGUCAGGAACCCAGUGCCAAGGAGUAUAAAGGGAAAACCAAUGGGCGGAAGCAGGCGAAGCCGAAAGCUGAGGCUGCCCAGAGAAAGGCGCCCUUGCCGAAGCCUGCCUCCGUCAAGCUGGCCACAGCCGCCACCCGGAACUCUGCCGUCAGGUUCAGUGUCGCUGCCACCAACAAGGCUGCCACCAACAAGGCUGGCAUCACAAGAAUCCCUCAGAAGAGCCGGCUAAAUGGUUUUCAACAGGAUCCAACAGACCCCGCUCUCUAUGAGGAGGAGAUCUCCGUUGAGAACAUCCCAGCCAGACAGGACUACGGUGAGGUGGCAGUCACAGAAGAGCUCCCGCAAAUCGUUGAGGCUGAUGUGACCAAGCUGGAGCAGGCAGCUACCACCGUGCACCCGGUUACAGGCGAUGUGGUGUAUAAGGAGUAUUUCACUGGGGAAGAUCUUGGUCCCGGUGAUCCGGGCUACGAUUAUGACUACGUUUACAAAGAUUACUACGAGGAGCCCUUGCCCACGGAGAUUGGUCCGGGACUGCCUGUUGAGAGCGAGGUAUACACAGAAGGAGGUCAGUCUGGCCCCCCAGGUCCAGCAGGACCUCCCGGACCCAUGGGUGAACCUGGCGAGAGGGGUCGUAAAGGCCGGCCUGGGCUACCUGGUGCUGAUGGGUUACCUGGCCCUCCUGGUUCAUCACUCAUGCUGCCAUUCCGAUUCGGCGCCAGUGGAGGUGACAAGGGGCCGGUGGUGUCCGCGCAGGAGGCCCAGGCGCAGGCGAUCUUGCAGCAGGCUCGGUUGGCGUUAAGAGGACCAUCAGGACCCAUGGGGUUCACAGGGCGACCUGGACCUUUGGGGAGUCCUGGAGAGCCAGGAUUGAAGGGAGAACAAGGAGAUAUUGGGCCUCAGGGUCCCCGUGGUCCCCGAGGCGCGCCGGGUGCACCAGGCCGAUCUGGACGGAGGGGUCGCCCAGGAGCUGAUGGGGCACGAGGAAUGCCAGGCGAGUCUGGAAUUAAGGGUGACCGAGGAUUUGAUGGACUGCCUGGCUUGCCUGGAGAGAAGGGGAACCGGGGGGAACCUGGUGCGCAAGGACCGAUGGGAAAACAAGGGGAAGAUGGAGAGAGGGGAGAUGAUGGUGAAGCUGGACCAAGAGGGUUGCCAGGGGAGUCUGGACCAAGAGGACUCCUUGGACCCAAAGGACCCCCUGGACUGCAAGGACCACCUGGUGUGCGAGGAUCAGAUGGCCCCCAUGGUCCGAAAGGAAGCCUGGGACCACAAGGAGAACCAGGACCUCCUGGACAACAAGGGAUCCCCGGAGCUCAGGGUAUACCCGGUCCUCAGGGAGCCAUGGGUCCUCCGGGCCACAAGGGCCCAACUGGAAAACCUGGACUUCCUGGAAUUCCUGGAGCUGAUGGUCCUCCUGGCCACCCAGGUAAAGAAGGUGCAGUGGGUCCAAAGGGUAACCAGGGUCAGUCUGGUCCACAAGGUCCUAUUGGCUAUCCUGGCCCACGUGGUGUGAAGGGAUCUGAAGGAAUCCGAGGGUUGAAGGGACACAAAGGUGAAAAGGGUGAAGAUGGGUUCUCAGGCUUCAAGGGAGACAUGGGCCUCAAAGGCGAACGAGGAGAGAUUGGGCCAACCGGUCCUCGAGGGGAGGAUGGACCCGAAGGUCCCAAAGGUCGUGUAGGACCUCCAGGUGACCCUGGUCCCUUGGGUGCACCAGGUGAGAAGGGUAAACUUGGAGUGCCCGGUCUCCCUGGUUACCCUGGACGCCAGGGACCUAAGGGUUCUCUUGGUUUCCCCGGAUUCCCAGGAGCUAACGGAGAGAAAGGUGCUAGGGGCUUGCAAGGCAAGUUGGGUCAACGAGGACAGCGUGGACCUACGGGUCCACGUGGUCAACGAGGACCAAGAGGAGCAACUGGAAAACCAGGGGCAAAGGGAAGCUCGGGAACUGAUGGGCCUCCGGGUCCUCCUGGAGAACGGGGUCUUCCAGGGCCUCAAGGAUCAACUGGCUUUGCAGGACCAAAGGGACCACCUGGACCACCAGGAAAGGACGGACUUCCAGGACACCCUGGACAGAGAGGAGAAGUGGGAUUCCAAGGCAAGACUGGCCCUCCUGGACCACCAGGUGUAGUUGGACCUCCGGGCGCUAGUGGUGAAACAGGACCGAUGGGUGAGAGGGGACAUCCAGGACCUCCUGGGCCACCUGGGGAGCAAGGUUUAUCUGGUCAGUCUGGGAAAGAAGGCACCAAGGGUGGACCAGGAUUGAAAGGUAGUCAGGGUCCCCCAGGACCACCUGGACCAGCGGGCUCCCCUGGAGUGAGAGGCAAAGCAGGACCUGGAGGUCCCAUCGGUCUCCCAGGACGUCCAGGACCUCAGGGACCACCUGGCCCCGCAGGGGAGAAAGGAGUGCCGGGUGGUAAAGGCCCGAUUGGUCCUGCUGGCCGAGAUGGUGUCCAAGGCCCUGUCGGACUUCCAGGGCCCGCGGGCACACCUGGAGGUCCUGGUGAGGAUGGUGACAAGGGUGAAGUGGGUGAACCUGGACACAAAGGGAGGAAGGGAAACAAAGGUGAACAUGGUCCACCCGGUCCUCCAGGUCCAAUCGGUCCCGUUGGUCAACCAGGUCCUGCAGGUGCUGAUGGAGAGCCUGGACCGAGGGGCCAGCAGGGACAUUUUGGACAGAAGGGCGAUGAUGGUCCCAGAGGCUUCCCUGGAUCACCAGGUCCAAUUGGCCUGCAGGGAAUGCCUGGGCCUUCAGGAACCAAGGGUGAGACUGGUGAUGUUGGUCCCAUGGGUCCACCUGGCCCUCCUGGUCCUACCGGCCCUGCCGGUCCAAAUGGAGCUGAUGGUCCUCAAGGUCCCCCUGGAGGCAUUGGCAACCCAGGGUCCAUUGGAGAAAAGGGUGAAGCUGGAGAAUCCGGCGUUCCUGGAAUCCAAGGCCUUCCUGGGCGAAAGGGUCCAAAAGGUGAGAGAGGAGAAAGAGGAGAAACUGGCCAACCUGGUGAAGCUGGGCCUCCAGGUACUAAAGGGCCCACUGGCGACGAUGGACCCAAGGGCAAUCCUGGUCCUGUUGGCUUCCCUGGUGACCCCGGCCCUGGUGGUGAGCCUGGACCACGUGGUCAGGACGGUGCAAAGGGUGAAAGGGGAGAGACUGGUGAGCAAGGUCAAGCUGGGUCUCCUGGUCCAACUGGUGAAGUAGGACCACCAGGUCCAACAGGAAAGAGAGGUCCAGCUGGAGCUCCUGGUCCAGAGGGAAGAGAGGGCGAGAAAGGAAGCAAGGGUGAAUCAGGAGCCAAGGGACCUCCUGGGAAAACUGGUCCUAUUGGCCCGCAGGGCACCCCGGGGAAACGAGGUCCUGAGGGUCUCCGAGGAAUUCCUGGUUCUGUGGGUGAACAAGGAACUCCUGGAUCCCCGGGACAGACAGGUCCUCCUGGUCCAAUGGGCCCCCCUGGAUUACCUGGCUUGAAGGGAGAUGGUGGCCCUAAGGGAGAGAAGGGUCACCCUGGCCUGAUUGGAUUGAUUGGACCACCAGGAGAGCAGGGGGAGAAGGGUGAUCGUGGCCUGCCUGGUCCAUCGGGAAAAGAAGGACUUAAAGGAGACACUGUAAUUACUUUCAACCUUCAUGUUUCAAAUGAACACCAAUUUCCUGCAGGUCCGCCUGGUCCUAAAGGGUCAAAAUGUUCUCAGGGCCCACCAGGUGAAGUAAUUCAACCGCUACCUAUCCAGAGGCGCAAGAAGAGCAAACGCUCAGUGUCCGUCGAUGGCAGCAAGAUGGAGCAUGAUGAUCAGGUGAUGGGAGAUGAAAUCCUGGACUAUGCUGAUGGCAUGGAGGAAAUCUUUGGAUCAUUGAACUCGCUAAAGGUGGAGAUUGAACAGAUGAGACACCCCAUUGGCACAAAGGAAAAUCCAGCACGCACCUGCAGGGAUCUGCAGCUCUGUCAUGAAGACUACCAGGAUGGAGUGUUUGAGGUCAAUGUUGAAGAAGCUUUAUUUUCUGUUAAAAGAGUAGAGGGAGAUAAUGGUCACAGCCAAUACGUGUUGUAUCUCUCCGGGAGUGGCCCACCAGGUGAAGUAAUUCAACCGCUACCUAUCCAGAGGCGCAAGAAGAGCAAACGCUCAGUGUCCGUCGAUGGCAGCAAGAUGGAGCAUGAUGAUCAGGUGAUGGGAGAUGAAAUCCUGGACUAUGCUGAUGGCAUGGAGGAAAUCUUUGGAUCAUUGAACUCGCUAAAGGUGGAGAUUGAACAGAUGAGACACCCCAUUGGCACAAAGGAAAAUCCAGCACGCACCUGCAGGGAUCUGCAGCUCUGUCAUGAAGACUACCAGGAUGGUGAAUACUCGUAUGAUCCAAAUCAGGGCUGUGCAGCAGAUUCCUUCAAGGUGUACUGUAACUUCACUGCGGGCGGAGAGACCUGUAUUUUUCCAGAUAAGAAGUCUGAAGGGCCCCGACAGCUUUCCUAUGUGGACUCCGACAGUAACCCAGUUGGUGUCGUCCAGAUGACAUUCCUAAGAUUGCUGAGUGUGUCAGCUCGCCAGAACUUCACCUAUCACUGCCAUCGCUCGGUAGCCUGGCAUCACCUGGCAACCGAUAAUUACGAUAAAGCCAUGCGUUUUCUGGGAUCCAAUGAUGAGGAGAUGUCAUUCGAUAACAACCCCUACAUCAAAGCCAUCGUGGAUGGCUGUGCGCUGAGGAAAAGGAACGGAAAGAGAGUUCUAGAGAUCAAUACUCCACAGGUUGAGCAGAUGCCUUUCGUCGAUGUGCUGUUCACGGAUUUCACCGAACCCAACCAGAAGUUUGGAUUUGACGUGGGACCCGUCUGCUUCCAGGGAUAAAACGAUGAUUAGAAUAAA
Molecule: messenger RNA, 5537 nt
Organism: Chiloscyllium plagiosum (whitespotted bambooshark)
Lineage: Eukaryota; Metazoa; Chordata; Chondrichthyes; Orectolobiformes; Hemiscylliidae
Source: RefSeq, a predicted model, not a curated record